AUGGCUGCCUUGCUGAUGGUCACCAGCACGAUGCAUCCGAGUUCCAGCUGUUUCUGCUGGGUGCUCUGCAAUGAGAAGAAGAGUCGACCGUUUCUGAAUUGUCGCACUCUGCAUGCGGUGAACAGUCGGCAACAUUUGAGGAAGCUAGUUUCAUUUCAGUCGAAUUAUCCGUUCAUGCAACUCGCAACACUUUGGAGCACUGCCUCAGUAGUCAUUUCUCACAAACGAUAUUGGGUGACUGUAAAUGGAAUUGCCCAAGGUGUCGCUAAGCGAGCAUCACGGAUGACAAAAUUGUGGUCUCUGCCACCAGUUGUUGUAGUUCAUCUAAAACGAUUUUCCAUGGAGAACGGCGAUUAUGCGAAAAACACGAUGCCCGUAGAUUUUGACCCUAGCAGACUCGAUCUUUCCGAAUAUUUACAUGAAAAUUCUCCAGAAAUAGCAGAACCUUAUCGAUUAUAUGCUGUAACGAAUCAUUAUGGUUGA
Molecule: messenger RNA, 483 nt
Organism: Cylicostephanus goldi
Lineage: Eukaryota; Metazoa; Nematoda; Chromadorea; Rhabditida; Strongylidae
Source: the annotation of a GenBank genome assembly